AUGUUGUUUUGGCUUUCUGUUGCUGCGUUCAAUGCGCUUCUGGUUAUUGGUGCACCAUUAAACAACACCUGCACUACACCUAGUGUUCGGUCGGAAUGGCGUGAAUUAAACUCCACGCAGCAGCACGACUAUAUUCAAGCUGUUGUCUGCAUGAUGAACAAACCUAGUAUUUAUACUGACAAUCGUACUCAAAGCCGACACGCUGAUUUUGGAUGGUUGCACUUUCAAAUGAUGAAUACUGUUCAUCAAUCUGCAUCGUUUCUUCCGUGGCAUCGAGUGUUUCUCCAUGCAUACGAGGUUUCUUUGAAAACUGAAUGCAACUACAAAGGAUUUCUUCCAUUCUGGGACUGGACGGUAGAUUCUCAAGCUCCUGAACGUGCUCCAGUGUGGGGUGACAAGGCCUUUGGUACAGAUGGUGACCCAUCUACUGAUACACACUGUCUUAUUGACGGCCCGUUUGUAAACUACACCAUCACUGUUCCAGAAACCGUUUGUAUUUCGCGUACAAUUUCUCAACUCACAACCUAUUCUAGUUACUACUCUCCCGAAAGUGUUCAUCAGAUUAUUUCUUCCAGUCACAACUUUUCAGAAUUUUCAACGUCGUUGGAGUUUGGACCUCAUGCCGUUGUGCAUGUAGGAGUCGGUGGCUCAAUGUCCGAAGUAAUAAUUAGUGCUCAUGAUCCCAUCUUUUAUCUCCACCACGCAAAUGUUGAUCGUAUCUGGAGUCUAUGGCAAAAGCGAUAUCCCAAAUUGGCCAAUACCUACUUUGGUCAACUACCAGAUGGGAAAAAUGUAAACGUCACUGACAGUCUUGAAUUGCUUUCAGUUUCCAAUACUCUCAAAGAUCCCACUGUAUCCAUGUCACUGAGCACAACUGGAUCUACUCCGUUCUGCUAUAUUUACUCGAAUUCUGUUCGACCCAAUCAGUCUCCCUCAAAGUCUAGUAGACAGCUUAUGCCUAGAAGCCCGAUUUCUUUCAAGUCUACGGUUCAAAUGAUCAUUGCUGCCAAGAGAAUUGCUUCUGCUGUGGACAAAUACGCAUAUGGUAUAGAGCAGGGCAUCACUCCAAAGACAUCUGAUCGUGAUGAUCGAAAAAGGCUUCGCUGCCCCCCUCGUAUAGGCGAAUCCAUGAGUCAACAGUUGAAAAUGAGUCCAGAGCAGAAAGUUGAAAACCAUCAUCGAGAAGAUAUGAACUGCGCCUUUAUUCAUUUUGUCAAUAGCAAUGCUACCCAAUACCAGUCUCCUGUAUCUCUCGAGUUUACAGGUCCAAGUAUGGGAUACCACUCUGUCUCCGAAUCAGAGUUUGAAGAAGAGUAUCAGUUUGUUCAAAAGCUGCACGACAUAUUUGGAGAUGCCUUUAAACAGGCAGUGUAG
Molecule: messenger RNA, 1374 nt
Organism: Batrachochytrium dendrobatidis JAM81
Lineage: Eukaryota; Fungi; Chytridiomycota; Chytridiomycetes; Rhizophydiales
Exons: 3
Coding region: 1-1374 (457 amino acids)
Molecular function (GO): oxidoreductase activity
Source: RefSeq, a predicted model, not a curated record